UAUAUGUUUGUAUGUUGUAUACAUGUAUGUAUACAUAAGAAUUCAUUGAUUUUGUCAACGUAAAACACACAGUGCAGCGGCAGUUAACUAGCACGGCCAACCGAAUUGGAAACGCUGGAGCGGCACAAGUGCGGCGGCAAUGCGAACGGACUGAAGACAGAAGCCCCUGAGCGAAGGCUUUUACCUGGGCCGCUGUCCAAUCAGAACGCUGCUCCCAAUCAGAACUGGGCAGGGGGCGGGGGUGGCGAGAGCGAAAAAUCCGGAUACGGGGGGCAGUGGCAAAAAAAAAACAACACACAAACACAGGAGCCCCCAAACGACGAGCGUGGCCUGGCAAUAGCAAUGAUGAUGGCAAAAUGACCAGGGAUCUGACACAGCGGACCGAGGACCACUAGCGGAUACGGAUACGGCCGUAAAAUGCCCCGGAACACUUGCAGGCCAAGUGAAUGCGCUGCCAGCCAGGAUGAACCGGAGGCCAGUGCGAAUAACAACAAUAAUAACAACAACAAUAACAAUGAGGGCAUCAUCAAGCAGGAGCUGGAGGCAGCGCCGCCGGUUUGCCACCGGAAGUCGGAGCGCCGGAGAGUGGCCCGCGAUAUCUUCCUGGUCUUCGAGGAGCAGACCACCCGGCGCCGGGGGAAGGGCGCCAAGGGCAAGGCCACCAGGGCCAAGCAAAAGUUCGGUCAUCUGAAGGUGGCCAAUACGCCGCGUAUCAAUAAGAAUGUGCUGCGCGAAAUCAAAACGGAACCAAAGUGCAGCCCGGAGGCAGUUACGCCGGUGGCUGCUGCCCCGGCAACUAUCACACCCAUUCCCGCACUGAAUCACCUUAUUUCCCCUCCGCAAAUAGCCCCGCCCAAUCCUGUCCUGUUACCGGAGGAGGUGCAGCAGCCGCCGCCGCCAGCAGCAGCAGCAGUAGCCAAAUCCUUGCCGCGAACGGCGGCCGUGAAAUUGGAAACCAAAACAACAGUCACAUCCACAGCCACUGCAUCCAAUGUGGCGGCGACAUCCAAGCGAAUCAGUCCCAAGCCCAAGGCUCCACCACGUGUUCUGGCUGAAGAGGAGGAGGAAAAGGCGGCGACAGCAGCAACUCCUGCCCACCUACCGAAUCCCCAGCCCGAUGCCGCACCCGCCACCUCGCCAACGACGCCCAGCGUCAAUCCCAUCUUCCUGUGGGUCAAACAGGACGAUACCCGCAUCGUGGAGGUGCGCUGCGAGGACUACGACAAGCGGAACAGGAUACGCCUGACCAAGACGACGAACGGCUGGCGCUCCAUGCCGCGCACAGAUGCUUCCUCAACUAGGAUAGUCAAAUUCUUCCACGGCUCUGCCGCCCCACUGAUGAAGGUCAAGCGCGAGCAGCACCUGCAGCGAUUGGAGGAGGAGGAGGAGCAGCAGCAUCACCAGCAGGAGCUGGAACAGGCGGAGGAACGCGAACAGGAACAGGCGGAGCAGCAGUUACCCAACUUGGGGCAGUCUCUGCUGCACGAUUGGGAUGACAGUGCCACCCAAUUGCCGGACGAGAUCGAGGAGGAGGAGGAGGAGGAUAGGCAGGAAAUGGAUCCUGCAUUGCAGCAGAAUGGCCACCUAACCACCGUGCUCGAGGAUGUUGUGGUUCUGCCACCUGCCCCAGGGCCGGAGACGGCGCCCACGCCCUACUUCGACGGUUUGCUGGAUAGCGAGGAGACCAAUGCCUCCACCAAGGCCACCAAGACCAAUACGCCCACAUAUCAGAGCUCCACGCCUUCGCCAAUGCAAAUGCAGCUGUGCCCCAAGACGGGCCUGUUUUUGCCCAAAGGAGAUCUUGCCCUGGUCCAGCUCCCCGAGGAGGAUGUCUUGCAGGUAGAGGAGGAGGAGGACAAGCCACUGAGUGGAAACGAUCCGGUGGAGUGCUUCGAUGCCAAUACCAAGAAUCUGAAGGAUCUGCUGGAUGAUGCCGAUGAUCUGCUGCAGAACUGCAGCAGUGACAAUGGCAGCAGUGGAGCCGAUUUGCUCGACUCGCUGGUCAAGCGCAGCUGCGAAGAUAAUCUCGUCCAGGAGGCAAGCACUGGCAGCGGGAAUAAUCCGCAGAACUCCUCAUCCUCCGGCGACGAACUGAGUUCCUUCUGUGUGCCCGAUCUCGACAAGGACCUGCCCAGCAUUCUCAACAUGAACAACGACGAUGCGCCCAAGUGUCUGUCUUUCAACGAGGCCGGUGAGAUCGAAGGCCUGAACGGCGAACUCUUCCUGGGCAUCGAGGCCUUCGAGAAGCAGCAGGAAGCGGUGGCCACCGAUCCGGAACCCCAGCCGCCCACCCCGGCCACCGUUGAACUGACCCAAACCCCUACGCCCACACCCACGCCUGAGAAGGAAAGGGAAAAGUCCACCGGAGUCGAUGAGACGCCCAAGGACCUAAGCUACAAAAAGCGCGAGGAGGUAUGUCCCCCGUCGGAGUCGCGCAGUCAGUGUGCGGUGACCUCCAGCUCGGAUAUACUCAAGUCGCCGGAGCGGGAUCUUCAGGUGCCGGCCAACUCCAUACCUGCCGAGGUGGAGACCACCUCGGAAACCAUUAAAAAUCUCAUACUAGAGCAGUUCCUUAAGCUGAACAACAACCCCCAGCAGGCGGAGCCCAUGGAUCUGGGCAAAGCUGGCCGGGAUGGCAAACUCGAAACGGUCGUCAUCGACGACGAGGAGGAGGAGUCCAGUCAGCCGCUGAAGAAGCGUCCCAAGGCCAGCAUCAAGAUGGACAAGGAUCCCGACGCACUCACCCAACUGAAGAUGCUGAUCAGCAACCCGCAGUGGAAGGUCCCAGACCCGAUACUCGUGCCAAAGGAUCGACUCGGAGCAGUGCUGGCCUCUCCGGCCCGAGAGAUUCCAUUGCUGCUAACGACCAGGCCCGAGUUACGUCUUCCCGAGGCCUUUGCCUAUCCGGAGAUCAUCCAGAAUCCCAAUAUUUUGGUCGUGACCAUGGAGCAGCUGGAGGCCAUUCUCAAAACGGAGUCGGAGCAGGCGAACAAGGCGUCGAAAGAGCCGGAUCCAGUGAUCGUGGUGCCAAGCAAACCGAGGAGCCCCAGUCCAAAGCAGACGCUGCCCAAACCAGUGCUUGUUCAACCCAAUCCGCCGCCAGCUGCUCCGGUGGCACCCACACUCCCCUCGCCGGCGGACUCGAGUCUAUCCACGGACCUGAAUGCCACUACGCUGGCGCUGCUCCAACAGAUGCUGUGGCUGCCCUACUUUGGCCAGUUGUCGCAGGAGUUCUUCAAGACCAUCAAAGAUCCGCUGGGACUGCAAAGGAAGUUCAUGAGCAAUCUGCUGCCCCUGUACAACAGUCAGUUUGGACUUCAGCAUCUGGACGAGCUGUACAAGCAGUGUAUGAAACAAAAGCCGGCGGAGGAGCCCCAGCCGCAGCCCAAGGUGCCCACUCCAGUGCCUCCUCCGGUGGCAGCUCCUCCUCCCCCAACCCAAAGCACAGCGAGCGGAUCGAAUGCCUUCAAUGGCUUCACCAAUCCCGUGGAGCUGGCCCUCAUGCAGAAGCUGCUGCAGCCGCAAUUGCCGCAGUUCCUCAACUGGGAGGCUGCCAAGGAGACCUCAUCUUCCUUAUCCUCGGCCGCCGCCCCCUCACAUCAUCAUCAUCAGGAGCACAAGCGACCAAGAAGGGAAACCGAAACGGAGGCCAUUGGCGCUUUGCCCAAAUCCAAGCCUGCUUCCGGUGUUCCGAGUAUAUCUGCUGCCCCACCCGCCGUUGCGCCUGCACCGGUGGCCACCUCUACGCCUGCAGCACCCGCGCCGGCGGAGCACAAGCCCAGACUGACCAUCAAAUCGCUCUCGAAUCUGUUGGAACCCGAGGCGAAUGUGGUACCCCUUCUCAACGUGCCCUUCGAUGGAAUGCGAGGGCGUCCUUCCAUGCACAAGGCGCUGCCCGAUCAGGCCAAGGGUGACGCGGGCACGGGACGCACACUGCGCUCCAGCAAGGCCUGCGUCACCUACAAUCCUCUGGAGCAGGCCAAGCAGCAGAUGCACCCAGCGGCCGGCCCACACCAGCAUAGGAAGCGGGGCAACAUGCUUGCCCAGGAUGUCCAGCAGCAACAGCAGCAGCAGCAACAUCUCGCGGAUGCUGCGGCGGCAGCCGGCAUGGAUGCCAACUCAGCGCUGUGGCAUCCUCUUUUCGGAAGCAAUCCCAAGCAGGGCUACAACAGCCCCUGGCAGUGGACCACGGUGACGGCCUCUGGCGAAUGACAGUCAAGCCGGGCUCAAAAGGAGCCAGCACCUGCGACGGGAACAAGGACGGCCAGCUACGAGGAGCAGCAGCAGCAGCAACAGCAGCAGGAGUACAGCAACUAUCAUGCCUCGGCUAAGCAGCAACAGCAGCAGCAACAGCAACCACAGCUUCCAGCAACCAACAAUCAAAAUCACAGCAACAAUAGUAGCAAUAAAUUUUGUUAUCCUUCGGCGGCGGCCAUGGAGAAUAUGUUCCAGAGCAAUCAGAUGGCGGCCGCCGCCGCAGCUCGGGAAUCCCUGCUUAACUCCUAUCUGUAUCAGAAGGAAGGCGAAGCCAACUACAUGUCGGAGCAGAGCUACUGGCAGCAGCAGCAACAGCAACAACAGCACCAACAGCAGCAGCAACACCACCAGCAGCAGCAACAUCAACAGCAGCAGCAACACCAACAGCAGCAGCAACUCCAACAGCAGCAGCAACACAAGCAACUCCAGCAGCAGCAGCAGCAGUGGAGCAGCAACAACGGCAGCAGCAACCAAAGGAGCAACAACUAUGCCAACAACUAUGCGGCGGCAGCAGCUGCCUCCAUGUACAUGCAACACUUUAAUCCCUACAUGCAACAGAAGGCGGCGCUGCUGGCGGAGAAGGCUGCACAGGCGGCGGCCGCUGCGGCAGCGGUCCAAAACAGCAACGGGAGCAAUAAGCACGGACGCUUCGGAGGGGACUACGGCUAGAGUCCCACUGGGUUCGCGGUUCCAGCCGGAAUCGAAAUCACUUGCAUAUUAACAUAAACAUAUAGGCAUAUUUAACACGUACGUGUAAUAAUAACUAUAUAUUUAGAGGCAUCGUAUAGGCCGUUUUACCGCCAGGAAUUGGUAAAGGAUAAACCAUGAUUUUCCUUUAAUUUAAUACACAGGAACAGCAACAACAACAAGGUAACCGGAAAGCAACAACAAUAAUUUAUAAACAACAAACAAGGAGGAAAUGAAACAAAAAACAAAAACAGAAAACAUAAAAACUUAAAUUGAAUUAGUAAAAAUUUGUUAUUGGUAGUUUGUUAACAAAAAAGAAGAAAAAAGCAAAGAUGAAA
Molecule: messenger RNA, 5282 nt
Organism: Drosophila biarmipes
Lineage: Eukaryota; Metazoa; Arthropoda; Insecta; Diptera; Drosophilidae
Exons: 2
Coding region: 418-4212 (1264 amino acids)
Source: RefSeq, a predicted model, not a curated record